This is a messenger RNA of Mustela erminea (ermine), 4532 nucleotides long. It is a transcript of the gene CPSF4L, whose product is annotated as cleavage and polyadenylation specific factor 4 like. NCBI's taxonomy places the organism in Eukaryota, Metazoa, Chordata, Mammalia, Carnivora, Mustelidae. Gene Ontology annotation, molecular function: metal ion binding; RNA binding. The coding region runs from base 1782 to 2513 and encodes 243 amino acids. The record is from RefSeq and is a predicted model, not a curated record. Gene Ontology annotation, cellular component: mRNA cleavage and polyadenylation specificity factor complex. The transcript is spliced from 8 exons.
UCCCUCUGACCUCUCCCCUCUCAUGCUCUCUCUCUCUCUCUCUCUCACUCAUAAAUUAGGGGAAAAAAAUUAACUCCACUGUUUGCAGAGCAAUGCACGACCACUUCGCGGCCAUGACUGAAUGAAUCGAUGAAAACACAGGUGCUGGGGAUACGCUUCAGGGCACAGAGAGAGAACUAGGAGUUCCAAGAGGGGACCCCCCCAAACUGGGGCACUCAGCUCCCCACUGCAGCCCCUUCUCCGGGGCAUCACCGGGGAUUCUCUGGCCUGGGGCUUGUGUUUUCUCUUCGCACAAUGGGGGUGCUGGUCCACUUGGGGAGCCUUGAGGGGGUUGUGUACAUGGGGGGCAACCCGCCUGCCUGGUCUGACAAGAAGAGGAGGAAAGGACUUAUGGGGUGGGAGACCCAGACCUCCCCUGUCGACACCGGACAGCUGUGGAACCUUGGCAGUGACCUACUUCCGCGUGUGUUCCUUUGCUCGUCUGUGACAGGAGGGAGGGCCCCGGCAGCUGAAUGUCCACGUGGGAGGACGUACGAGUCCGCUGGGGCCGCCAUAGCAAAUCACCACAGAGAUGGCGCCUUGAGACAACGGACACGUACUCUCCCAGUCCGAGAAGGCGGUGCGGGCAGGGCAGCCUCCUUCGGGAGCCUCGGAGGGAGAAUUGUCCCCCGCCUCCGUCUGGGCCUCUGGGGGUGACCGGCCAACCUCGGUGCCCCAUGGCAGCCACCCAAAUCCCGCCUCUCUGCCCUCUCUGCGUGUCCCCAACCCCCUCUCCUCUCCUGUGAGGACCCUAACUGCAGGCUGAUCUUGUUUGGGAUCCAGCUGCAAAGAUCCAAUUUCUAAAUCAGGUCACAUUCACAGGGACCAGGGGUUAGGACCUGGUCUACCUUUUGGGGGGGAGACAAUUCAACCCGCCCCAGAAGGCAUUUUGGGGAAGCAAAAGCCAUGAAUGCCAGGUGUUGUCAUUCUCAUGCCAAGUCGAAGAUGGUGCACGGUGGAGAGGGGUGGGGGGGACCCAUCUUCGUCUUCACAGCCUCAUCGGUGCACCCCCUGCUGGCCAGGAACACGGGGGUGCCCCAGGGAGUCCAGAUGGAGGGCGGGACCUUGACCCCAAGAAGAGGGGAGGCUGGUGGUAGAUGGAGGAAGUCUGCCCUGGGGUCUCCUCCACGCUUGGCUCCUGCCAGAGAAGCCCUUCCGACCACCAGAGAGCGGGGACGUCUCCGGGGCUCUGAUUACUAUUUUUAUCCUCCUUUACAUAGCGGCCUGCCCUGUCUUUCAUCCUCGGUCUAGUCUUCGGGGGGCCGCCUGGGGCUCUCCCAGCCCCUCCAGGGACGCUCGGCGUUGUCAUGAGAGAAAACCAAGCCCCAAGAGACACUCGAGUUUCAAGUCCCUGCUUUCUCCAAUCUUGUCACUCACACCCUCUGCCAGAGGGUCAAACUGAAUCUUGACCACCACCCAGCCCCUGCCAUGUCACCCCAUGCUCUGUGCUUUCACGUGGCUGGUCUCCCUUCUGGAACAUUCCUCUGUGCCCCUCCCUGCCCCUGCUUAGCGCCCCCCCCCUUUCAGCAUUUAUCCCUCUGCGAUCCCCUCUCAUUCCCCUGGACCAUCGUGUACUCCGCACUUGACUGGGAGGUCCCUGAGGGCAGGAGGACAGUCCCAACCCCCAGUACCCAGAUGCCGUCUGGAUGUUCAUGGAAGGAAAUCAUCCAGAGACCCAGAUCUGAAUUCCCUCGUCACCGUCUUCCCAAGUGAGUGCCCUUGGCCUCACCAGCUGAAGCUGGAUGUCCUCGUUGGCCUCCCGGGCCGGCCUGGUUGAAUCGGGCUCGGCUGUGUGCAACUUCUUCGCUAAAGGGCUCUGUGACAAAGGGAAGCUCUGCCCGUUCCGGCACAACCAGGGGGAGAAGAUGGUGGUGUGCAAACACUGGCUCCGCGGCCUGUGUAAGAAGGGCGACCAGUGCGGUUUCCUGCACCAGUACGAUGUCACCAGGAUGCCCGAGUGCUACUUCUACUCCAAGUUCGGUGAUUGCAACAAGAAGGAAUGUUCCUUUCUCCACGUGAAGCCAGCUUUCCAGACCCGGGACUGUCCUUGGUAUGACCAAGGUUUCUGCAAGGAUGGUCCCCUCUGUAAACACCGCCAUGUCCCUAAGACAAUGUGUGUUAACUACUUAGUGGGCUUCUGCCCCAAGGGCCCCCACUGCCAAUUUGCACAUCCCAAGAUGAAUCUUUCACUCAACUCGAGCUACACGAAGCUAGUCCACGGGCCACGGCGUUCAGCACCUCCUGCUUCCGCCUGGGAGCGUCGCAAGCCCCCUUCCACGACCACGGAGUGCCGGCUUCUCCACCCUCAGAGGCAGCCCCAGGAGCCCCUGCUCUCCUGCCGCUCGGGGCUCAGGGCACGGGAGCAGAGCCCGUGCUACACGUGUCGUAACAUGGGCCGUUAUGCCAGCCAGAGCAGUAAGACUCCAACAGGUAGGAGUUAUCAAAAAGUAACCCCAGGUCGGUGGGCUAACUGACGACCAUCCAGCGAAGAAACCCAACGGCCACUCUGUGGGAUCCUCUGGUCCCCAUGCCCAGCGCGCCCUCGUGUUGGCCCCCAUGGGGCUGGAGAUGCGGACGUAGUGGCCUGGUGCACGGGGGCUUAUUUCCUCUAAUUCUGUAAGGGAGCCCACUGGUAGAAAUACACCAGGACUGGAGGCAGAUGGGACUGUGGUAGGGGAUCACAAAAUGGGGGAGCAGGAUGGAAGUACACACAGAGCUCGGGUUUGUGGGACAUGCACGGGUCCUGCUCCGCGUGGCUCUUGAACCACGGCCAAGCUCAAGCCGUUCAGGGCAGUGCUGUGCACAUGGCCUCUCCUGCUGCUGGGAACUGAUUAAACCCAAUGGUUUUCUUCAGCAUGACAGCUGCCUCCCUGCGUGGCUUCCUUCAGUUUAAGGCUCUAUUCUGUGCGUGCUUUAGGCGAGGAGUUACAGACAGGGUGAUGCCGCAAACAAGGCUUGUCUCUGGGAGGGGAGGGAGUGAUGUGCACCAUUUAAGGCCACACUAAGUCAAAGGCCAUUGUGAUUUAAUCUGUAGGGAGAAGUGCAGGGAGGCUAAGCCAAGCCUUUUGGGGAAAGGGAAAAAACGGUAGGUGUGUGGUCGGAGCAGGUGUGCCAGCACCCCCUUUGGCAGAUGGAGACGGCUGCCCGGCCUGCCUGGAGCUGGAGGGAAAGGGGACAGGGCUGUCCUCCCCCAGGGCUGCUGAGACCGACACCAGGCAGCUGUGGAGGCAAACUGCCUCACUUCCUCAUGCUUAAAAACGAACCUGGCACCCGCCUCACCGGGUGGUCAGAAGGCUAGACCGGGAGCGUGCAGGUCAAGAACUUGGCACAGCACUUGGCUUUGAUCGCGGAGUAGGCACUCACACGGCAGCCAGGCUUUUGUGUGAAUUGUGGUGGGGUCUUUCUUGCUUGGUUCAAGGUUAGAAUCUGAACACGGGAUGACGCCACUGAGGUUUCGUCCUGAGAGGCCCCAAGAAGUAAGACAACAUGCCCGGGGCCACGCCCACCCAACUCAAAGAUGAUGGUCUAGCAGAGGCAAAUAAUAGAGGAGAAGUAAAAGUACAUACAUUUAAAAAUGUGGUCUUUCUGAAAGGUGGUGGUGAUCCCACAGAGGAGCACAGGAAGCAGGCCAAUUAGGAUCAUCCGUAAAUCAGGACAAACAAGGACUAGGAACAGUGGCAGCAGACAGGGUCUCCCAUAGGAGCAACACACCCCAUUGCUAACAACACGACUAUCUUUAAGAACCAAAUACUUGAAUGUAUAUUAGACAAAAGUACUUUCCCCAGUCCAUUCAGCAUCUCAGAUAUUCCCACUCGGGCCUAAACUCCAGUAGCUGACGCCGGGGUAACCCACCCUACAGAGCACAGGGGCGCAGCCAGGGCAAUGGGGCGGGCCCUUGAGGAGUUCUGGCCUUCUAGAACGGGCCCCUCCUUGUGAGUCUUCUCACAGGUGGAGUGAAGCCUGGCCAUCCCAGAAACUCCUCCUCAGGAGGGACGGGAAGGCGGGUGGGGACUGUUUGUGUGGAUUCUCUGCCCGCUCCUGAACCAGAAGCAAAGCCUAAGCACUGUUGCUCACCCAAGAAGAGCUUCCGCCAGGCCCGUGGAAGGUAUCGAGCAUCGUUCUGGGAGACAAAAUCAAGGAGGCUGUCUAACGCGGCUCAUCAAGCUAUGAGCAUUCCUGACUUUUUUCUCAGCUUUGUGAAGAGCAGCUACUUGUGCCUCGCGUCUGCAGGACGCUGGCUUCUGGCAGCUCAGACUCCCGUGUCUGCAUUUCCAGUUUGGAAAAGAAUCUCUGGUCUUGUGGGAUGGAGCCUUGCAUCCGCCACGUUGCACGCAGGAUUGGGGCAGGCUGUGCCAAUGAACUUGUGGGGAUAUCUGCAUGUACGAGUAGUAAAUCUGGCCUCACAAACCAGACUCACAGUACCCGUGGAAGCGGGAGCUAUGAAGUGUAUUCCCUCUGUCACUUGCAGUUGGGCUCGACCUCAGUCGGCGGGU